GUUGCGGCAAACGGAAUUGAUGGAGACUGCGUACAUUUUUUAUUGGAGGUUUGAAAAUACCAUUGGGAUGAGAAUAGCCUAUGGUUUAUGUCGUGAGAAUGGUGUGAUACUUUGCGGCACACGGCAUUGAGCACCGCGGGGUGAUUCGCCUCCUCUGUGGGUCUCUAUCAAUAUGUUCUCAGUUUGCGUCCGCCUCCAGGCAGAGCGCGUACAACCCUCAUCGAAGCAGCUACAGCCGCGCAUGGUCGCCAAUCUGUCUCGUUUAUGGGUCACAGCAUCAUUUUAGGCAGCCUUCACCGGAGGAUAGCCAACAUUUGGACAAAGCAGUCCCUUAUAGGAUUUCAAAGAACAUUUUACCGGAUAUUCUUUCAAAAAUAAUUAUUCUUUUUUUCAUUAUUUAGGCCAACGUUUCCUUACCAACUGGUUAUUUUGUCUUUCUUGAAACCCCAACGGCCAGUCUUUAAAUCAAUGAAAUGAUACGUCUGCUGUGCGGUCCUGCGCGUCAUCGGACACCUUGCUGGUUUUACAGGGCGUGGUGUUCAUGUCGUCCCGAUUCACAUUGUGGUGGGUGCAGAACGUCAUGUGAUGCAAUUAAUCCCUGAACGGCAGAUGGAUGGAUAGGCUAGACACUACCUCAGACACAGAUCAGGUGUUGUACUGGAGAGACACGUGUGCCGGCUAGACGCCACUAACAGCAAUGUGCUGUACAGCAAUCAAGACUGUUUCCUAAGCAGGUGUAAACAAUAGUAGUUAUCCAAAACACAUAUAUAGAGAGUGUGAACUUGACCCAAAAAAAUGACUCACUUGCAAGCCGGCCUGAGCUCCGAGACCACGGAGAAAGCUCGGCUGGAGCUCAACGAGAACCCCGACAGCCUCCACGCAGACAUCCAGCAGGUGCGCGACAUGAUCGUGACGCGGCCCGACAUCGGCUUCCUGCGCACGGACGACGACUUCAUCCUGAGGUUUCUGCGGGCGCGCAAGUUUAACCAGGCAGAGACCUUCCGGCUCCUGGCCCAGUACUUUCAAUUCCGCCAGCAGAACCUGGACAUGUUCCAGAGCUUCAAGGUGGACGACCCGGGAAUCAAGCGGGCGCUGAUGGAUGGCUUCCCAGGAGUCUUAGAAACACCGGAUCAGCACGGCCGGAAGAUACUCAUCCUGUUCGCCUCCAACUGGGAUCAAGGCAGGAACUCUUUCACAGACAUCCUCCGAGCCAUCCUCCUCUCCCUAGAGGUUCUCAUAGAGAACCCAGAACUCCAGAUCAACGGCUUCAUCUUGAUUAUCGACUGGAGUAACUUCUCCUUCAAGCAGGCUUCCAAGCUCACGCCCAACAUCCUCAAACAGGCCAUCGAAGGCCUGCAGGACAGCUUCCCUGCUCGCUUUGGUGGGAUCCAUUUUGUAAACCAGCCCUGGUACAUCCACGCCAUGUACACCAUCAUCAAGCCUUUCCUCAAGGACAAGACAAGGAAAAGGAUUUUCCUCCAUGGGAACAAUCUCAACAGUUUACACCAGUUAAUUCUACCCGAUUGUCUGCCGUCCGAGUUCGGUGGCACGCUGCCGCCCUAUGACAUGGGCAUCUGGGCGCGGACCCUCUUAGGGCCCAACUACAACGACGAGACGGAGUACACACUCACCUACGACGCCCUCCACGUCAAAGAGAACUAUGGUGGCGGAGACAAGGAAUGUGCCGACAAACUUCUGAAAAGGUCCCAGUCAGCCGUGGAGCCGGGUACCCUACGACAAGCAGACAGGGAGAACACGGCACAGCCGCUCCUGGCUCUGGACUGAUCUCUCCUGUCUGUCCACACUGGAUCCAAACCCCUCUCAUUAGGAUUCCAACCUCACUGACUCCAAAACCUAAAUCUGAACUUUGAGAAAGUCCAAAACGGACUGGAAAAGGAGACUCUAAACCCUUGUUCACAUGGAGCUGCUGUACUGGAAACCUCUCAUCUCUUGACUCUGAGCCAGUGGCAGUUUCAGUUCAGGACCUUCAAAAGCAGUGCCAUCUACUUUCACUGGCAAACCUGUCCGUCACCAGCCAUCCAAAUCAAUGCUGAUAGGAGUAGAAUGAUUAAACGAAUGUCAGUGUUACCAGUACCACUAGGAGGGACCGACUGACCGAGUUAAUGUCAAAAAGUCUCGAGAACAAAAUGCCAAACUGUAUCUUACUGUUUUAGGGGAUGUUGUUUCUAUGAAAGUCAAUAUAUUUCAAGAUUGUAUAUUUAUCAGGGCAACUGCACUAUCAGUAUGACCGUCGAACUGCAAUGUAUUUAAGUAAUCUUUAAAAGAAUGUAUAGAAAAAGCAUUUUUAGUUGUGUGUGAAUGUUCAGGUUGUCAUUGAAAAUCACACAAAGGAGUAGAAUUUCAAAUGAGAGGAAUCAGAGUUACAAUAUACAAAUGAAGCUACCUAUGUAUUUAAUGAAACUACACAACAUUCUGAUCACUUGACACCAUUUUGACCAUUGUUUAAUUUACUGAAAAAAAGCUUUACAUAUAUUCAAUGCAACUGAUUACAACACACAAAAUAGAAUUGAAAGAAACAUGACUUACUUGGCAGGCCAGUUACAACAGUUGGAACAGCUCAGUGAUUUCAACACCAUAGAAGUAUUAACUUCAUAUCUAAGAUGAGUGAUAGCAAUUCAUAACAGAGGACCAUAAAAGGUGUAAUCUCAAACGAUGUGGCUUUGUGAAGGUGCUGGAUUUGUUACCCUUGUAACUAAGGGAAUCAUUUGAAGCAUCGAGGAGAUAGCUUGAAUGUGUCAUCGUCAUAACCCCAAGACACCAAUGUCCAUGACCAUGUUGAAAGGCAAUCCAAUGAGCCUAAGGUUUUGACACCAUCCCAUUGGAUUAUGAUGUGUUCACAUGCUCCUCUGAAGUAGGGGAAAAAUUAUGUUACCCAAGUUUCCUUCACAUAUUUCCCACUUGGAAGCUCAUUAUGAACGGUUUGGGACCUCAAACUCGUAGUUGUGACGAGUCCCUGGGAUUGCCAAGAAUUUGUCAGUACCGAGAUUCUAAUACCACAUGAACGCUGCAUAAUACCACCGGUCUGAUUUGGACAUGAUAUAUAUGUUUUAUUCCUGCAGUGAAGCCGACUACCAAUGUCCAUAGAGAAUGAUUAAAUAACAUAUCUAGAAGAAUAUGCUUUGCCAUUUUUAUUUUGAAAAUCAACAACAUUGGUCAGGCAAAGCCCCUCUAAUCAGCUCUGCUAUUCAUGGAAUGGAGCAGACAUGGGUCCAAUACUUUCAAGUAUAGCCUAUGCUUGAUUUAGCCUGGGGUUCUCCUUUUAGGGACUAUUCCAUUGGUUCCAUUGUACAAGGCAAACUAAAUUAAGCCCAGCGGAAGUAUUGGGAAGUAUUUGACCAAGAUAUGGAAUGCCGUGUCUUGCAUACAUUCAACAUGCUCCUGCCGAAGUUUUACACAGGGAAAUUGUAAUUUUAUAAAACAUAAAAUGUUUAUGUAUCUGACAAAUACAUGCCUUCAGUCACAUGUUCAUAUUUGACACAUUUAAGAAUGUAAAUACACACGUUGUAAGAUUUUAAAUGACAAAGACAAGCCUGUUGAGUAGAAUGUUUGUGUGCGCUCCUAGGUCAAGGCGCAGUUGAAAAUAGUGUAUAUUGUUAGCGUACAAAAAUAAGAUGUAUCAGUCAAGGUUCUUGGCAAUAUUAAUUCUGCAAUAAAAACAUUCUUGGCA
Molecule: messenger RNA, 3688 nt
Organism: Salmo salar (Atlantic salmon)
Lineage: Eukaryota; Metazoa; Chordata; Actinopteri; Salmoniformes; Salmonidae
Product: clavesin-1
Biological process (GO): lysosome organization
Cellular component (GO): endosome; trans-Golgi network; clathrin-coated vesicle
Molecular function (GO): phosphatidylinositol bisphosphate binding
Source: RefSeq, a predicted model, not a curated record